Messenger RNA from Coregonus sp. 'balchen', 6711 nucleotides. NCBI's taxonomy places the organism in Eukaryota, Metazoa, Chordata, Actinopteri, Salmoniformes, Salmonidae. The record is from the annotation of a GenBank genome assembly.
UUGACCAUGAGUAUGAGCGGCACACUGGAGAAGGGGGCUCACCACCAGGCUCUGGAGUUCUCCGAGGAGCUCUCUCCCGACAACCACCACCACCACCUCCAGCACUCCAACUCUCUGGCCUCCAGCGCUCCUGUGGGGACCCCCUCCGGCGUGGUGGUGCCUCCCCCGUACUCUGCAGCUGAGAGUGGGGGAGGUGGUAGCGGCGCUCCCCUAGAGCUCCGGGGCUCUCUGGACUGCUGGGCGUGCUCGGUGCUGGUGACAGCCCAGAACCUGGUCAUCGCGGGGAUCAACGCCUGCCUGGCCGGACUGGUGUUCGGACUCAUCCUCACCCCCGCCAUCGUCAUGGUGGUGUUCGGAUUCCUCUGUCAUUCUACGGUAAGAAGGGUGUGUGUGUGUGUAUGUGUGUGUGUGUGUGUGUGUGUGUGUGUGUGUGUGUGUGUGUGUGUGUGUACACAAAGUAAAGGGCAUUUCUUACAUUCAUCUUCCAAAAUUCCUAGGUGUCAUUUCAAUUUCGAAUUCAUAUUUCAUCUGUGUCAGCGUGUGUGCGUCAGUGUGAGUGGUGUUUGCUAACACAGUCAUAACCAUUUACCAUUUCAGAAGUACUCAGGAGUAACUGACUAGAUAAGAGACCAGUAAUUAUAUGUUAUACAGCAUGCUGACAUUUUAGGAGAGACUAACUGUAAAUACUAACUAAACUUUCACCAUCCACCACGAGUUUGGAAUAGUUUAGCUGAAAAUUAGGGUGGAGUUUGGAAUAGUUUUAAUGAGGUAGAGUUUGGAAUAGUUUAAAUAAGGGUGGAGUUUGGAAUAGUUUAAAUAAGGGUGGAGUUUGGAAUAGUUUAAAUGAGGGUGGAGUUUGGAAUAGUUUAAAUAAGGGUGGAGUUUGGAAUAGAUUGAAUGAGGGUAGAGUUUGGAAUAGUUUAAAUAAGGGUGGAGUUUGGAAUAGUUUAAAUAAGGGUGGAGUUUGGAAUAGUUUAAAUGAGGGUGGAGUUUGGAAUAGUUUAAAUGAGGGUGGAGUUUGGAAUAUUUUAAAUAAGGGUGGAGUUUGGAAUAGUUUAAAUGAGGGUGGAGUUUUUGGAAUAGUUUAAAUUAGGGUGGAGUUUGGAAUAGUUUAAAUAAGGGUGGAGUUUGGAAUAGUUUAAAUAAGGGUGGAGUUUAGAAUAGUUUAAAUGAGGGUGGAGUUUGGCCCUCUGUGAUGUGUUUCACAAGCAGAUGUUUGAGAACAGAGUCUGCAUCCCAAAUCGAACACCUCACACCCAGUUACAGUGCACUACUUUUAACCAUGCAGGGCCCAUAGAGUUCUGGUCAAAAGUAGUGCACUAUAUAGGGAAUAGGGUGCCAGUCAGGGUUUAGAAUCAGACUGGACAGGUUAGGACUCAGGAGUCAGGGGAGAGUGAUAAGCUAGCCUGGCUGGUCCCAGGUCUAGAUGUGCUUUAGUCCAAGAACGUUUUAAACACACACAUGCACAGAUUCACAGACGUAAUGUGAAAUACAUUUAGCACACUUGAGCUCACAAACACAGACUCACACAGAUGCAAGACCCUGUAGAGGUGGGAUGGUGCAUGCUCGCAGACACACACCUUUGACCCCAGUAAAUCCCACUAGUUUUAGUUUCCCACCCUGCCACCCCUACUGGUCAUAGUGGGUCAGAGUGGGAAUGGGAAGAAGGGCCACAGCACUACUGGUCUGACCACCUUACUAAUGAUCAGGGUAUGCACGCAUGGGUGUGUAUUCAAAGAGACAUGUUACAGAACCUUGUGACACCAGUUAAGAAGGGAUUAGGGUGGAGAGAGAGAGCGAGAGAGAGAGAGAGAGAGAGAGAGGAAGCAGAGAGAGAGGGAGAGAGGGUGAGGGUGAGAUGAGAGCGAGAGCGGAGCAGGAGAGGAGUUAAGGAGAGGAGAGAGAGAGGAAGAUCAGAGAAGAGAGCGAGAGAGUUGAAGGGGAGGAGAGAAAGGAGAGGGAGGAGAGGAGAGGGAAGCGGGAGGAGGAGAUUGAGGAUGAGAACGGGAGAGGGAGAGAGAGAGGGGAGAGGAGCCGAGAGAGAGAGGAGAUUCAGCGGAGCAGAUAAGACAGCUUGAUGGCACAGGCACGGGAGAGUACAAGACCAGGAAUGAGGAGUCGAGAGGUGAGAGAGCGAGAGAGAGAGAGAGAGGAGGAGAGGAAGGAGAGACAGAGUGGAGAGGGGAGAAGACGGAGAGCGAGAUGUAGAGAGACACAGAGAGAGAUGGAGGUACGAUGACAGAGAGGAGACUGUCGACAAGAUGAGAGAGAGAGAGAGGAUCUUGAGAGACCGAGGGAGAGAAGCUUGAAGAAGAGGAGGUGCAGGGUUUCAGGAGUCAGACGCAGAAACCCUGACAGGCAAGCAAGAGAGACAUGGGACGAAUAAAGACAUGAAGUGGAGAGAGCCUAGAGACGAAGGAGCUGGAGGUGAGGAAAAGGAGAACUGAGAGGUGAGUUGGGAGACCCCAAAAAAAAAAGGGGGGGGAAAAAAAUUUCCAAGGGGAAAUUUAAACAAAAAAGGCCCCCCCCCCCGGGGGGGGGGAGGGGAAAGGGAAAAAGAAAGGGGGGGAAAUUUUUGGGGGGGGGGGGCCGGGGUUUUUUUCCCCCCCGGGGGGGAAAAAAAAAAAAAAAAAAAAAACCCCCCCCCCCCGGGGGGGGGGGGGGUUUUGCGAGUCGUCAGUCCGACAACCGUGCCUGGGUCAUCGGUGCCAGACAGGUACCGCGCUAGUGGCUGCGCUCUCACUCAGUCAGUCCAGCCAGCGGAGCAGACUGGACCAGGGCCUAUGGGGGGUCAUUGGAGGUGGUGGUCAAGGCCGAGCAAACCGCCGCGAGGAGGUAUGCCCGCCCAGCCCUCCCAUUUUUGCUUUAGUUGAGGCGCGGUCGCAGUCCGCGCCUUUAGGGGGGGGUACUGUCAACACCCUGGCUCUGGGACUCUAUAUGUUGAGCCAGGGUGUGUUCAUUCUAUGUGUUCUGUUUCUUUGUUUGGGUGUUCUAGGUUGGUUAUUUCUAUGUUUGCCUGUGUGACUCCCAAUCAGAGGCAACGAGUGUCAGCUGUCGGCUGGUUGUCUCUGAUUGGGAGCCAUAUUUAACUGUCUGUGUUUCACUUUGUGUUUGUGGGUUUUUGUUCCUUGUCGGUCUUUGUAACCGUGGACUUCACGAGUCGUUUAUUGUUUUGUGUAGUGUGCUUAUUAUCACUGACGGUAAUAAAGUCAAUCAUGUUCGCUCAACACGCUGCGUAUUGGUCUACUUCUCGUCAAGACGAUCGUGACAUUACCCUUCAUCUUCAUCUUAUCCAUCAUCAUCCUCUGUGCACCCUAAUCUGGCAAUUAGAGGCGUUUCCCACAGGGCCAAUCAGCGUUCAGAUGACGAUCCCGCUCUGACCAAUCAGCUUUCAGAUAACCAUCCUGCACUGAUAGAAGAUAUGAGAGUGUUUAUAGAUUACACGGUGCAGCCUGCCGUCCUCUUCCUCUAACAGAUCAUUCCUCUAACUAACCUCCCUGUGAACUACCUUUGAAGACUGAGCUGGUACACUCGAGAAUGAGAAACAAGGACCAUAUUAUACAUGUAGCGUUGCAUUGUAUUGUUCACAUUGGAUCAACCUGUGCUAACCUUUAUCUCUCCCUCCCCAGUUGACCAUGAGUAUGAGCGGCACACUGGAGAAGGGGGCUCACCACCAGGCUCUGGAGUUCUCCGAGGAGCUCUCUCCCGACAACCACCACCACCACCUCCAGCACUCCAACUCUCUGGCCUCCAGCGCUCCUGUGGGGACCCCCUCCGGCGUGGUGGUGCCUCCCCCGUACUCUGCAGCUGAGAGUGGGGGAGGUGGUAGCGGCGCUCCCCUAGAGCUCCGGGGCUCUCUGGACUGCUGGGCGUGCUCGGUGCUGGUGACAGCCCAGAACCUGGUCAUCGCGGGGAUCAACGCCUGCCUGGCCGGACUGGUGUUCGGACUCAUCCUCACCCCCGCCAUCGUCAUGGUGGUGUUCGGAUUCCUCUGUCAUUCUACGGUAAGAAGGGUGUGUGUGUGUGUGUGUGUGUGUGUGUGUACACAAAGUAAAGGGCAUUUCUUACAUUCAUCUUCCAAAAUUCCUAGGUGUCAUUUCAAUUUCGCAUUCAUAUUUCAUCUGUGUCAGCGUGUGUGCGUCAGUGUGAGUGGUGUUUGCUAACACAGUCAUAACCAUUUACCAAUUUCAGAAGUACUCAGGAGUAACUGACUAGAUAAGAGACCAGUAAUUAUAUGUUAUACAGCAUGCUGACAUUUCAGGAGAGACUAACUGUAAAUACUAACUAAACUUUCACCAUCCACCACGAGUUUGGAAUACUUUAGCUGAAAAUUAGGGUGGAGUUUGGAAUAGUUUAAAUGAGGUAGAGUUUGGAAUAGUUUAAAUAAGGGGUGGAGUUUGGGACUAGUUUAAAUGGGGGGGUUGGCAUAUAAUGAGGGUGGCGUUUGGGUCGUUUUACCCUGGGUGGAGUUUGGGAAAGUUUCCCCGCGGGUGGAGUUUGGCAUAGUUUUACUACACGGGUGGGUUUGGUGUUUCCCUCGGGUGGCGUUUGGCCUCGUUUCCCUGCGGUGGAGUUUGGCCUGUUUUCCUGCGGGUGGACGUUUUGGAUAGUUCAUCGGGUGGCGUUUAAAUUUUAAUGGGGUGGAGUUUGGCCCUCUGUGAUUUUGUUUCCCAAGCCAGUGUUUAGACGGCUGCCUCCCCCAAUCGACCCUCACACCCAGUUAUGGUGCACCUCUUUCACCCCUGCGGCCCUAGAGUUUUUGGUCCAAUAGUGCACAUAUAGGAUAGGGUGCCAUUUAGGGUUUAGAAUCAACUGGACAGGUUAGGACUCAGGAGUCAGGGGAGAUGAUUAGCUAGCCUGGCUGGUCCCCGGGCUGAUGUGCUUUAGUCCAAAAAGUUUUAAACACACACAUGCACAGAUUCACAGACGUAUGUGAAAUACAUUUAGCACACUUGAGCUCACAAACACAGACUCACACAGAUGCACGCAUGCAAGACCCUGUAGAGAUGGGAUGGUGCAUGCACGCUCACAGACACACACCUUUGACCCCAGUAAAUCCCACUAGUUUUAGUUUCCCACCCUGCCACCCCUACUGGUCAUAGUGGGUCAGAGUGGGAAUGGGAAGAAGGGCCACAGCACUACUGGUCUGACCACCUUACUAAUGAUCAGGGUAUGCACGCAUGGGUGUGUAUUCAAAGAGACAUGUUACAGGAACCUUGUGACACCAGUUAAGAAGGGAUUAGGGUGGAGAGAGAGAGAGAGAGAGAGAGAGAGAGAGAGAGAGAGAGAGAGAGAGAGAGAGAGAGAGAGAGAGAGAUCUACUUCACUUGCUUUGGCAAUGUUAACACACGUUUCCCAUGCCAAUAAAGCCCUUAAAUUGAAUUGAAUUGAAUUGAGAGAGAGAGAGAAAUGAAACAAAGGAGAGAGGGGGAUGAGAAAGAAGUGAGGGGGGCUAAAAAGUUACCCUGAUCUCACAGUUUGCUGUCACAAACUCUGAAAAAGAUAGAGGAUCUUCGCUAACCAGUUGCAAGAACUUGAAAUGAACAGUUGCAUGAUUUCAGAUCUAGAUACCAAACACACACCCAACUCACAACCAAAUGCCUUCAAUAAGAAUGAAUAUAAACAAUAUUAAGUUUGGGACAUAAAAUCCCUGAUGAGGCCUCAGAAAGUAGAAACGAACAGACAUUCAUGUAUAGUGUCAUCUGUGUUCACCUCCCAACCAAAUACCCAAAACGCCAAGGAGUCUAAUCGCAUAGAAGGAAGACUCAUAAGGAUGAGCGCAGUCGAGAUCUGAGAGAGCGUCUCUUACGAGGAGAGAGGAGAGGAGGGAGGAUGAGCGGCGAUCGUCUUCUUCUCUUCUUCUCUUAUCUCUUCAUUUACUCUCUUCUCUUUCUCUCUCUUUCUUAUCUUUCUCUUCUCUUCUCUCCUCUCUCUCUCUCACUCUCCCUUCACUCUCUCCUAUUAUUGUGAUGUUACACAGCUGUGAUAUAAGAAUGGCAAUUAAUCACAUUUAAUCUAUGGAAGGGCUCCUCGUUCUUUGUGGGGUCAGUAUGAGUGUGUGAGAACAAAACGGAUUGGGUUUGUGAGUGUUGAUCAAUCUCUCUCUCUGUGUGUGUGUGUGUGUGUGUGUGUCAGACUGCUAUCUGCUCUAUCCUCACCUCAGACACACCUUCUACCAGGGGCACAUCAUCGUCUCCCUGCAGCUCCUCCUCUCCCCUAUCUGUCCAUUCCUGCAUUCCUCCUUUAUUCCUCCAUCCUUCACUUGUCUUGACCAUGGGCGCUGAAACCAACGACUCUCUCCAUCUGUUCUGAGAAGACACCAACAGAAAGCUUCAUUAGCUUUCAUUAGCAUUAUGCAGUCAUAGGAACAGUAAGAAAAACAGUAAGUAACACAAACAAACAAAAAACAACACAUGUCCCUCUCCCCAGGUGCGCCCUCAUGGGACAACCCGCUACUGCUCGGACCUGCUGAAUGACGGUGGCUGUGUGGCCCUCCUGGUGGUAGGUUUCCUCCUGGUUACCCCCCUCCUGGUCCUGGCUCUGGCCGCCUACUGCCGCCUGGCCCACCACCUCCAGCUGGGGCUCUGCUUUAUACCAUAUUCCAGGGCUGUCUACAAGAACCUGCCCGCCACACAGCACCAUGGCCUGGGAGGGGGCUGCUGUGGAGGCGGUGGGGCCGGAGGGGAGGGAGGAGGAAAGGGGAAGGUCUGG